AUGGCACACACUGCCAAGUUUGAUGUUCCAAUCAGUAAAGAUAUCACUAGCCCAUUCAGGGGACCAGUCCCACCACUAAUUAGUCACACUGGAAUCCUUCAGGCCCAACAACAGUCAGUGCAGAUAAUGGCUGCCAUUAAAGAGGAUGAGGCUUUUAACAAGGCUAAAAUAGAAGAAAAGGCCACUUAUGAACACUGUGGCAGUCAAAAUAUAUAUGUGAACAUAGCAAUAAAUAUUCUUAAGAAGCUGAGAGGCCAAGAUGUGUCUGGAAGCAGUAACGACAAAAAGACAACUGGAUUGAAAAAGAAUGAAAAGAAAAAUGUGCUCACAGGAACUAUUCUCUACAGACAUCUUAAAGACUACCUUCUAACUGAAGAACAGUUACAUGAAAAUAGCUACCCCCAACCCAACCCUGACAAGCCAGGAAGUGUUCUUUUAAACCCAGGCAUGACAAAAAAUUCUUGUAAAAUCCUUCUAAGAAGAUUAGUAUGAAUGUGCUGUCGAUGUGGGAAGAUCUAUGGCGUGACUUCCGCAGGCAAACACAGCAGGGUAGAAGAAUGUCAUUACCACUUUGGCCAAGUGUUGAGUCACAAAGUCCUUGGUGGCUUAGAAAGGCAGUACAGCUGUUUUGAAGGGGUCCUUGGAUCCCCCAGGUGUCAGGUUGCCAAGCUUCAUGUUCAUGAUCAAAAAGAAAACCUAGAGGGCUUUGUGAAGACUUUUGUUAAGUUCCCACACCCCGACAGGUAUCACAGUGUAUUAGCUGUGAAUUAUGAGAUGUGCUAUACAGUCAAAGGUUUGGAACUUACUCGAGUGACAGUGGUUGAUCACAGCCUCCAGGUGGUCUAUGAUACAUUUGUGAAACCAGAUGAAGUCAUUGACUAUAACACUAGGUUUUCUGGUGUGGUUGAAGACGACUUGAAGAACACAAAAACCUCAAUCCAUGAUGUGCAAGCCAUCUUGUUGAACCUGUUCAGUGCUGACACUGUACUAAUUGGACAUAGCUUUGAACAUAGUCUCUAUGCACUUAAAACUCAUACUUCAGUUGUGGACACGACAGUUAUGUUUUCUCAUUGGCUAGGUUUACCUCACAAAAGAUCCCUUAAGAGUCUAGUGCCUGACUACCUGAGGAGAAUCAUUCAGGAUGAUGGUCACAAUUCAAGUGAAAAUGCAACCGCCUGCAUGGAACUGGUCCUAUGGAAGGUAAAAGACGAACUGAAAGGAAAGAAGUAA
Balaenoptera acutorostrata (minke whale) is the source of this 1230-nucleotide messenger RNA. Its product is annotated as RNA exonuclease 1 homolog. NCBI's taxonomy places the organism in Eukaryota, Metazoa, Chordata, Mammalia, Artiodactyla, Balaenopteridae. The record is from RefSeq and is a predicted model, not a curated record. Gene Ontology annotation, molecular function: exonuclease activity; nucleic acid binding. Gene Ontology annotation, cellular component: nucleus.